Molecule: messenger RNA, 660 nt
Organism: Ornithodoros turicata
Lineage: Eukaryota; Metazoa; Arthropoda; Arachnida; Ixodida; Argasidae
Exons: 1
Coding region: 1-660 (219 amino acids)
Biological process (GO): DNA integration
Molecular function (GO): nucleic acid binding
Source: RefSeq, a predicted model, not a curated record
AUGGCCAGAAGUUUUGUAUGGUGGCCGGGGAUCGAUGCUGACAUUGAGAGCAUGAUCGGUCGGUGCACCCUGUGCCAAUUAACGCGGAAUAUGCCACCGAGAGACACGUCACACCCGUGGCUGCCGCCGCAGAAGCCUUGGUCAAGGCUGCAUCUGGAUUAUGCAGGGCCUCUUCAAGGGUACACGUUCUUGGCGAUCGUCUCGAGAUGGCCGGAAGUGAUUCCUGUGUCGUCGAUGUCGGCGGCCGAACUGAUCCGUCAUCUUCGCCUUGUGUUUGCGACCCACGGAUUGCCCGAUGUCGUGGUUACCGACAAUGGCACGUCUUUCACUUCAUCCGAGACGGCCGACUUCCUAAGAAGGAACUCGAUCAGACACAUGUUCUCUCCGCCAUACCAUCCGCAGUCGAAUGGCGUCGCAGAACGUAUGGUGCAGAACGUACAAAACAAGCUUCGCCAACUACGACGCGACGAUCCUGACUGUCGUCUAUCACGUCUGUUGUUCGCAUUACGUACAACACCAUGCGCGGACAGCACAAGAUCUCCGGCGCAACUGCUCAUGAACCGUAGCCUGAGGACCUUGCUAAGCGAUGUCCGGCCAAGACGGCAGUUGACGGAGGACGCUGACCAUGCAGUCACUAGAGCGAAGAUUCAAAGCUGGUGA